CUCUCGCUGCCUCGAGUCAGAGACAAAAUACACGUGUUUGUGUUCUGAUUUAAUAAGGCUAACCGACUUCGCUGGUCGUGAUAGCUCAUCUAAGCUAGUUGUGUUCCAUCGCACGAAACCACCAACAAUAAGGCAGAACUGUAUAGAUUAUCGCAGAAUAGGUGCGUGCAUCGUAUCGAAUUUUGUGGCUGAUUCUUUGAUGUGAUAGUAAGAAAUUUUUUUGAGUUUAACGGAGAAUCUUAAGCUAUUAAUCAUUGUGCAAACGCUAUACAAAGUAGUUAGCACAAAUCGGUAUGGCAAUGAAAAAAGUAGUAGCAAAACCUGCUGGCGGGUCGGCCAAUAAAGGAGUACCUGCUAUGGUCGGAAAGAAAACCAACGUUCAAAAUUCAAAUCCCCAAAUGGAAAACGAAAAUGAAUCGGAUGAAGACGAAGAGCUCAAAUUGCAGAAAUCUUUAUUUGAGAAAAUCAAGAAGGCCGCUGAACCUGAAGGUUCAGAUGAGGAGGAUGAAGAUGAGGCCGAUGAAGAUCUCGAUGAAGAAGAGAAUGAUGCUGAGGAGAAUAAUGGUGACAACCUUGAUGCUAAAAUUAUUGGAGCAUUGAAAACAAAGGUUGUUGCCAGAGGUAGAGGUGCUAAAGAAGGUAAAUCUGGUAGGUCUGCUGUUGAGAGCAACGACGACGAAGAAGAGAAGGAAGACGACCACGACCACGAUGACGAAAAUCAAAAAGACGACGACAACGAUGGGAAAGAGGAGGAGCAAGAACGUGACGAUGACAAUAAGUUUGAGCGGAAAGUGAUAGAUAAAAAAAGGAUCCAUUCGCAACUCUUAUUCAAACAUCUUGAAGCAAUGCCAGGUAAGGUGCGCGGCGGCGAUGAUGAUGAUGGUGAGAUGGCUGGGAUGGGUGAAGAUGAUGACGAAGAUGAAGAAAUUAGUGAUGAAGAAGAACGCCCGAUGGAAAUGCCCAGCAAAGAGCAGAAAAAGGGCAAUUCGAUGGAAUACGGAAAAAAGGCCGGUGGAGGCAUAAAACGGAAGACCCUUCUUGACCAGGCCGAUGAUGACGUUGGGGGAGUCUCGACGAAGAGAACACCAGUGCAAAAAAGAGCCAAAAAAACUAAAUUUGCUACCAGUGAUGAGGAUGAGAAUGAAGAUGAAAAGGAGGAGAAUGAAGAGGAAGACGACGAUGAUGAUGAUGAUGAUAUUGUCUUACCAGUAAAACCGGCCACACAGAAGGACAGAGCCAAAAAGAUCGUGGAUGGAAAGCAAAUCGAUGAGAAGCUUGAUCAACUUUUUAACACCUACAAAACAACUCCGGAAGAGGUUGAGCAGUUUAAAAAUAACUACCUGGUAAUGGUCAGUACGUGGCUAUUCGUGCCUCAUGUCCCGGACGACGCUACCGAAGAGGAGAUUGCUGCAACGCAUCCGAAUAUUAGCAAGGUUAAGCUUCCACGAAAGCGUAAAGAGGGCAAGAACUUUGCAUUUCUCAACUUUAUAUCGAAAGAAAAAGCCGAGGAAGCUCUCAACGACUUGACACUUUCUUCGCCAACUAUCAAAGGUUCUGAAUUGACGGUGCAACGUUCCAGGGCAACGGGUAUAACCCCCCCGGAGUAUAUUAAUCGACGGAAACUAUCCAUUAUCGCAUGUCCUAAGGAAACCACACAGGAGGAAUUGUGUAAAUUAUUCCCACAGGCUACAACCGUGUGGCUCUCCAAGAAUCCUCGCUCGGAUACAGUCGAAAACUAUCUGAUGUUUCCUGAUGAAACCAUAUGUAAACAGGUACUUAAUGACAAUGGCACGGUCACAUUGCAUGGAAAGUGCUGUGCAGUUUUCUUCGACAACUACACUUACAAGAAAAAGACCGCUAGUCGAAAGUUAAAGAAGAAAUUCGAAAGUGGUAAACAUAUCUCCGUCGACCGAAUCUCUGUCGAUGCACCGAAAAAGGGUCGCCGAGGAGGAGGAGGAGGUAGCUUUCGCGGCGACUUUCGAAAUGGUGUCCCGAGGGGCGCUGGCGGCGGGGAAGGUGGUGCAGGACGGUUUCGUUUCAGAAGAGGCGGGCGAAACUUCAAGAGCCAUCGCGCAGGCGACUACGAUAACAAAAGGGAUGAUGACCGCCCACGCGACAGAAAUCGACAGAGUUUCCGUGAAGCUAACCGCCACGGUGUCUGUGAGGGUAAGGGUUUUAGACGUGGCUUCAAUAACCGAGGUGGUUUUCGAGAGCAUGAUAGGAACCACCGAGAAAGUGACGGUUUUCGGGGAGAACGAGUUAGCGAAGCCGGAUCUCGCAGCGGAAAAAGUGGAGGUUUCCGUGGGGGACGGAGUGGAGGUGGAGAUGGACGCGGAUUCCGUGGUGGUGUAAGAGGUGGAGGUUCCCGCUAUAGUAGUAGUGGAGGCGCAGGGUUUCGUGGCGGCCGUCUUGGUAAUAGCCACUCUUCCAGGCGAGACGACUAAGAGGAUAUCUGUAAAAAAGUGUAAGGAUCGUCAUCGAAGCACCCUUGGUGACGUGCAGCAGCAGCAAAAUACAUUGCUGUACACGUCGUUUUCUUAUAACCGAAAUAUAUAGGAGGUGGUUAAAUCAAAUGAGAUGGCGGUUUCUGAGAGGUUAAUAGUUUUGUGUGAUUUGUUUCACAAUCAAUUAGUCGCUGAUGCAAUGCGCUAUUUUCCUUCGACUUUUAUGGGUCAAAAAAUCUAUGGAUACCUACUGUAGUUUGUCGGUGAAUGACUGCAUGGAUUAGGUUUGCUUGGAAACUACAGAGAUCAAGGUCGCUAUUAACGAAGGGCUUACUCGUAUAUAAUAGUAGCAUGUAUUGUUGUAAUAAUGACUAUGGGCCGUGUAGACAUUACCAUGUAAAAAUUGUUGAUGAUUUACCUAUAAACAUCCUGUAUUUAAUUCACCAUUAACUUGUAUACCAUAACUGUAUAUACAAGUUUACUCUUUACAUAUAUAUAUUUAGUUAAGCCAAACUACGUUCUUAAGAAUAUGCAGAAUGGAUUUUCCUUCAGCGUCGAGGGCAUGUUGCAUUACUAAAAGUUAUUAAUAAAAUGAGCACAUUCAUUAACAACGCA
This is a messenger RNA of Varroa destructor (honeybee mite), 3059 nucleotides long. RefSeq lists its product as uncharacterized. Gene Ontology annotation, molecular function: RNA binding. The record is from RefSeq and is a predicted model, not a curated record. NCBI's taxonomy places the organism in Eukaryota, Metazoa, Arthropoda, Arachnida, Mesostigmata, Varroidae.